ACUCCACCACCACCUUCCCUGUUAAUUUCAGCCUGAUCUGCUCACACAGACGCGGCGCUUUAGAUCCGUGCUGCUGCUGCUGCUUAUCGGUGAGAUCCGGAACAGACAGCCUGAAAAUACCGUUGUAUGUAAUUUGUUUUUGUUAUGAGCUGCGUGCCGUCGGCAUAAUGAGGCAGCGGAAAACACGCAGCUGAACGUGCAUACUGUGGAUCCAGCUCGUGAAAGCACCUUGCAUCCAGCUGCCAUGGGAGGUCAGAUCACCAGGAACACCUUCUACGAUUCCCUAAACGGGCCAUUUCCUUCAACAUCCCAUCGAUGCCAUCACAAGCCGAAGCGCUGCCUGCCCAUCCAGGUGUGUGGGAAUUUGUCCUCCUUUCCUCUGCUCUUCCAUCCCAGCACCAAGGGUUCACAGAUCAUCAUGGACAUGUCCCAGAGAACCGUCAAGAGACAGGCCAGCUUCUGUAAUGCCAUCACCUUCAGCAAUAGACCCAUUGCUGUUUACGAGCAAGUCCGACUAAAGAUAACUAAGAAGCAGUGCUGCUGGAGUGGUGCUCUACGUCUUGGUUUCACAUCCAAAGACCCAUCGAGGAUCAAUCCGGACACUUUGCCCAAGUACGCCUGCCCCGACCUGGUCUCCCAGAGUGGCUUCUGGGCAAAAGCCCUGCCAGAGGAACUCUCCAAUGAAGGGAAUGUCAUCUCCUUUUGGGCGGAUAAGAAGGGCAGAGUUUUUUACCGCAUCAACAACUCCAGUACCAUGCUGUUCUUCAGCGGCAUACAUGUGGGGGAGCCUCUCUGGGCUCUCAUAGACGUCUACGGUCUCACCAGGGGGGUCCAGCUGCUAGACAGUGAGAUGGUCCCUCUGGACUGUCUGCGUCCUCGUUCCUUUGCUGCCACCCACCAGGCCCCCGUCCGGCGGAACAGUCAUGACCCUCGCCUCUCCAUCAGCCUGUGUGACCUCAGUCUGCAGCCACAAGAGUUGCACCUAGAGGAAGAUGAUGAAGAGGAAGAACAGCUGCAGCGCAUAAGCUCCUCCUCCUGCCAUGUUCCCCAGAACUCUCACAACUCCCAGCAGUGCUCACAACUGCCCAGCCACCUAGACACCGAUCUUCAGUUUCACACGGUGCACGGCCUCCAUGUCACCAUGCUGGACAAGCACACGGUGGCACGGUUGGAUCACCGUGGUGAUGAGAGGACCCUGGUGUUCACCAACCGUGCAGUGCAAUGCUCAGAAACCGUGUUUGUGAAGGUGAAGGCAGGAGUCACCCGAGCUGGUUCUCUUUCUCAUGGUGUGACGUCCUGUGACCCGUCCACCUUGAGGCCCUGUGAUCUCCCAUCCAACCCAGAGUCCCUGGUUGAUCGCAAGGAAUUCUGGGCCAUGUGUAGGGUGGCGGUGCCACUUCAGAGUGGAGAUAUUUUGGGCUUUGUGAUGAAUGCAGAGGGGGAGGUCACGAUGAGCCAUAAUGGAAUCAGUGCUGGAAUGCAGCUGUGUGUGGAUAACUCCAGGCCUCUCUGGAUGUUCAUCUGUCUGCCCAGCACCAUCACACAACUCAGGAUUUUAGGCUCAUCUCUGCAUGCUGACUAUCGAGGCCCAUCGGUGCCCAGCUCCCCGUCGUGUACACCCAACACCCCAACAAUCCUUAACAGCAGCAGCUCUGAGUCCACCCUCAACUCUUCUAUGAAAAUCAACCUCAAUGCAAGCCUUAACUCCAACUACAACACGCUGUUUUCUUCCUCAGCAGGUACAACCCCAAGCUCUCCAUUUUCAAGCCACCCCGAGUCCCCCACCUUCCCAUCCUGCUCCGGCUCAUGGAGUGACGAAUGCACCAUUUGCUACGAGAAUGCGGUGGACACCGUCCUUUAUGCCUGUGGACACAUGUGUCUCUGCUACAGAUGUGGCCUCAAACUCAAGAAGAUGGCCAAUGCGUGCUGCCCCAUCUGCAGAAGGACAAUCAAAGAUAUCAUCAAGACCUACCGGACCUCGUAGACUUGUGCUAAACGAUGUUACGGGAUUAAAAAGCCAUGUGAGACUUUGUAAAUGCUUUUUGUGUGUGAAAUCUGGCUCAGGUAUCGCUACAGCAGGACUUAUUAUCUAGUGCACAUCAUUGCAAAGCUCAUUAAAAGCCAUUCUGAAAACAAUGUGAUCAACAGAGGUUAAGAGACACGCCACUUCCUGUGAAGUAACCCCUCAUCCUAGAAGUGACCGUCCGCCUAGAGUAAAAUUGUCCAGAGCUGUGGAAAAUAACAAACAGAAUCAAUCUGUGCUUUCACCAGCUGCUCCUCUGCUGCGUGUCAGGAAGCAUCGAGUCAGACUGCUGUUUGAGAGGAAGAAUCAAUUCUCUCCUAAAUCUGAGAGAAAUGUAAAGGGAAGGUAGUUUUAUUUAAAAUCUCCAGAAGGCGUCUGGAUCCCAGAGAACAAAUAGGUAGAAAGGCUAGGAAAAGGGAAGAUUUUGUGAGAAAGGGCACUGCUAGAAAUUACACACACCAUGUGGGUAAACAAAUCACUAAAGAAUCUCUAAUGUGUAAUAAGUCAAGUGUUUGGCUGAAUGAAAUGAAUACUCUGACCUUCCAUCAAGAGAAUGCAAUGCCGAUUGCGUUUCUUUUUUUUUUUUUGGCGCUAUAGUUUCCGAAACUGCUCAGGGUCUUGCGCCUGCUGAUGACGUCAUCAUAAUACGGCAAUACCAUUCGGCCAAAAUAUAUUGCAUCUUUUUUCAAUUCUGUUUUUUCACAUAGGUUUUGGAAAGAGUUUAGCAGUUUUGUUAUUAAAUUUGUGUUUCUUACAACCUAAAUGUUUUCGAACGUCGUGAAGUCGUAUAUCCAGCCAAUCAUCUAGUGUGACGUCAUUUAAAGGAGCAGGACCCUGAGCCGGCCAGAAGGAAAAAUGGCGUCUAAUAUGGCGUCCUCCAAAGACAGUAGACAGAUUUUAUGGUUAUGUCACAAAGCCACUGUUAUUUCCAAGGACUGGACAUCAUUUUAUUCAUUUUCAACAACAUUUUGAUGGAUAUUUCCAGAGAUUAAAGGUAAAACGACACACUGCCGCUUUAAGAAAGUGUUAGGAUGUUACGUUAGAAGGUCAUGUAUGUUGGAAAUGAAGAGGUGAGGAUGCUGAAGAGGAACGAUGAGUGUAGAGGAGGAGACAUUUUAGAUGAAUGUGCCUGUUUUGUUGAAAAGAAAAUGCUUGUUUAGCUUUUUGGCAGCUGUGUCCGCCUUCUUAGUUCUGUGAUUGCACAAAAAAUCAAUGAAACAGAUGAUUAUUGAGCUGUUGGGUAUUUUUUCAAUGCUAAAAGAGCACAACUCCUCAUCAUUUUAAUAAUCCAAUAAAAGCACAGGCCUCUGCUUACUUCAGAUAAUAUGUUUUGUUUUGUGUUGGUGGAAUUAAAACUGUAAUAGUUAAUUCAGUUACAGUCGAUAUAUGAAUAAUGCAUCUUUUUAUUAAUUAAAAUUCACAAGUGUACAAUCAGUGACACAGAUGUAAUGUUUUGUGACUCAGAUUUCUUUUUGCAUAUCAGUUUCUGAGUGCAGCUUGGUCAGUAGAAACUAGCCCACACUCUCACUUUUGUAUUUCUGUAUUAUAGGCUUAAUUCAUUUAUGACAUCAUGAGAAAUCCAAGAUCUUUUUCUUCUGUGAAGCUAUAAUUAAAUAUAGUGAGUGGUCUUUUAAGUUUCAAAGCUUGUCAUCUCAUCACUGUAGAAGGAGAGCUUUUUGUUUCGUGACACGGGAAUCAGGUUUCUGGGUUUUGACUCAGGAGAUUGAACCCUGGGCAUUAUUCUAAUACCUCAUUUUUGUGGUUGUGGUUUUUCUGGCAUGCACAGAUUGAACCUCCUGUAGAUGAAACCAGACACAAAGAUAUGCUUAUUUCUUUUAAAUCUUGCAUACAAUGUUUGAAUGUGGCUGUGUCCCUCUCUGUCACUGCGUUGCACAGUACUGGAAUUUUAUUUUGCGUGUCAACAGAACUUCUGUUUAUACAUUUAUACCUGCCUAGGUUUUCCUUUUUGACCAAAUAUGACAUAAAGAAUUUAAACCUUGUGUAGUAUUUUUACUAUAGACAUGUGCUAGUAAUUGCAACUGUACAUUAAAAGUGUAUUUAUUUUUCAACAUAAAGAAUUACGCCGCGUGUUUUAUAUGUGUGGUUAUGGUGUCAAAAAUGUAAAUUAGAAUGUAAAAUCUUUACUAAAUUUAUUCUUUCAAAUGA
This is a messenger RNA of Nothobranchius furzeri (turquoise killifish), 4189 nucleotides long. RefSeq names its product E3 ubiquitin-protein ligase NEURL1. Gene Ontology annotation, biological process: negative regulation of Notch signaling pathway. The record is from RefSeq and is a predicted model, not a curated record. Gene Ontology annotation, molecular function: ubiquitin protein ligase activity. NCBI's taxonomy places the organism in Eukaryota, Metazoa, Chordata, Actinopteri, Cyprinodontiformes, Nothobranchiidae. Gene Ontology annotation, cellular component: postsynaptic density; plasma membrane.